Messenger RNA from Felis catus (domestic cat), 2771 nucleotides. It is a transcript of the gene CERK, whose product is annotated as ceramide kinase. Lineage: Eukaryota; Metazoa; Chordata; Mammalia; Carnivora; Felidae. The annotation marks the transcript as partial. The transcript is spliced from 13 exons. The record is from RefSeq and is a predicted model, not a curated record. Gene Ontology annotation, molecular function: kinase activity.
GUACGAGGUGACGCAGCGCCGCCCGCCCCGCGCGCCCCGCCCGCCCCCGCGCCGCCGCCGCCACCGCCACCGCCGCCGCCGCCGCCGCCACCCGGUCGGGCUCCAGGGGCCGCUAACGGUCCCGCGCCCCUCGGCGUCCGCGCCCCCGCCCCGCGCCGCGCCCGGCCGAGCAGGCGGCGCCGGCGGGCGACGGGCGCGAUGGGGGCGGCGGAGCCGCUGCGCUCGGUGCUGUGGGUGAAGCGGCAGCGCUGCGCCGUGAGCCUGGACCCCGCGCGGGCGCUGCUGCGCUGGUGGCGGAGCCCGGGGCCCGGAGCCGGCGCCCCCGGCGCGGAUGCCUGCUCUGUGCCCGUCUCUGAGAUCAUCACCGUCGAAGAAACGGACAUCCACGGCAGGCACUACGGCCGCGGAAAAUGGCAGAAGAUGGAGAAGCCCUUCGCUUUCACAGUGCACUGCGUGAAGAGGGCCCGACGUCACCGCUGGAGGUGGGCGCAGGUGACCUUCUGCUGUGCUGAGGAGCCGCUGUGUCACCUGUGGCUGCAGACGCUGCGGGAGCUGCUGGAGAAGCUGACAUCCAGACCGAAGCAUUUGCUGGUGUUUAUUAAUCCGUUUGGAGGGAAAGGACAAGGCAAGCGGAUAUAUGAAAGGAAAGUGGCCCCACUGUUUACCUUAGCGUCCAUCACCACCGAAAUAAUCGUCACCGAACGUGCUAAUCAGGCCAAGGAGAGCUUAUACGAGAUCAACAUAGAUAAAUACGACGGGAUCGUCUGCGUUGGUGGAGACGGCAUGUUCAGCGAGGUCUUGCACGGCCUGAUUGGCAGGACGCAGAGGAACGCCGGCGUGGACCAGAACCAGCCCCGGGCAGCCCUGGUGCCCAGCCCACUCCGGAUCGGCAUCAUCCCCGCGGGGUCCACGGAUUGUGUGUGUUUUUCCACGGUCGGCACGAAUGACGCGGAGACAUCAGCUUUGCACAUCAUCGUGGGGGACUCACUGCCCAUGGACGUGUCCUCGGUUCACCACAACAGCACGCUGCUGCGCUACUCCGUGUCCCUGCUGGGCUAUGGCUUCUACGGGGACGUCAUCAAGGACAGUGAGAAGAAGCGGUGGAUGGGGCUCAUCAGAUACGACUUCUCAGGUUUGAAGACCUUCCUGUCACAUCACUGCUACGAAGGGACAGUGUCUUUCCUGCCAGCGCGGCACACAGUGGGGUCUCCCAGGGACAGGAAACCCUGCCGUGCCGGGUGCUUCGUGUGCAGGCAGAGCAAACAGCAGCUGGAGGAGGAGCAGAAGAGGUCGUUGUACGGUCUGGAGAACACCGAGGAGGUGGAAGAGUGGAAGGUCGUCUGCGGGAAGUUCCUGGCCAUCAACGCCACCAACAUGUCCUGUGCUUGUCCCCGGAGUCCCCAGGGCCUGUCCCCGGCCGCCCACCUGGGGGACGGGUCUUCCGACCUCAUCCUCAUCCGGAAGUGCUCCCGGUUCAACUUCCUGAGGUUUCUCGUCAGGCACACGAACCAGUACGACCAGUUUGACUUCGCCUUUGUCGAAGUUUAUCGCGUCAGGAAAUUCCAGUUUGUAUCGAAGCACGUGGAGGACGAGGACAGUGACCUCAAGGAGAGGGGGAAGACGCGCUUCGGGCAGAUCUGCAGCGACCACCCCCCGUGCUGCUGCUCUGUGUCCAACAGCUCGUGGAACUGUGACGGGGAGGUCCUGAGCAGCUCCGCCAUCGAGGUCCGGGUCCACUGCCAGCUGGUUCGUCUCUUUGCACGAGGAAUCGAGGAGAAUCCUAAGGAAGAGUCACAGAGCUGAGACGCUGUCACGCAUCACCUGCCUUGCCGUGAUUGGGAACCGUGACCGCUGUUUAAGAAAAUUACUACAGACCGAUUACGUUGAUAUACACAUUUAAAUUUAGAAAUUUAUUUUUGAUAGUUAAAUCUUGAUUUUAGAAAAAUACCUUCGUCAACAAUAUUGUGAACAUACCUGGCAUUUUCGGUUCUACGUGACUCUUUGGGCUGCGUUUCACGUAACUUCUUCUCAGCCAAUGGCACUUACCAGUUUGGGGGCGCUGGCUUCUUAGAUUUUAACAACGCCGACGGUGCAGAUUUUGAAAGGGCCCAUCGGUGGCUCUGCCGCAAUAAGUUUAGGGACAGCGAAUGUGCGGUCACACCAUCCGGACGGGGUCUCCCCGCUCGCUGAUCCACGUCGCACGACUCACUCUGUAGUUAUUUGUGGUCGGGUUUCGGAAAGUAGUCGGUCGCCUUCAUUUUGCCUUCAUCUGAGCUUCUACUUAGGAAACUUCCGGACUCUCUGUGUCCCGGGCAACUACAAUGCAACGUAGCCCUGCUUCGGGGACACCUCGGGAGUGCAGCACUGUUGUGGGGACACGGACGGGAGUGGCACUUUAUCUUGAAAACCCAGGUCCUUGCUUUCGUCACGGUCGUGUUUCUGGGACAAUCCGGCUGGUCAGCAGGAACAAUCACGGGCCCUGGAGACGGCAUCGGUUUUACGGCUGGGUGCCGACGCUUUAUGGCCACACUGGGCGUGGGGGGUGGGGGGGUGACAUGGAGAGAAGCUGGCACGCAGUAGGAAAAACUUCACUCUGUGGACGCUGUGUUCGCUUGACAUCCGGGCACCCUGCCCUGGUUGGCGGUGGGGCUCCCGAGUCCCGGGGGCUACUUUGGUGGAGGCCCCGGGUCUAUACACGUGGUCCCGACUGGAGCUUUUCUUCACGUUCAGUUCUACAUAUUUAUUGAAACUGUUGUCCUUUUCAGCCAGAA